AUCCCCUCCCUCUUGGGCUUCCCAGACACUGAGUCUGGAAUGAAAAUUCACCUGCCUCUGAGUUGGCUACUGGCGGGGGCAGGGCUGUUACUUGGCUUCCCAGGUUGGAAGAUUAUCUCACCCAGCUCCAACUAUAUAAGCCGAGCAGUGCGGAGGGAUUCAGUAGGGCCAACUCCAGGGACUCAUCCCACAGGAGAAAACCAUAGAGGCACUGCAGCCAACAUGAUGAUGUUGAAGGUAGAGGAGCUGGUCACAGGGAAGAGGAGCAGCCUCGAGGGGACAGGGGAAUUCCUUCCUGCUGAUUUUAGAGAUGGAGAGUAUGAAGCUGCCGUUACUUCAGAGAAGCAAGAGGAUCUCAAGACACUCCCAGCCCACCAUGUGAUCCUGGCAGAGCAACAGUGGGAAAAGGAGAAGCAGCGGGAGGCAGAGCUCAAAAAGAAAAAACUAGAGCAAAGAUCAAAGCUUGAAAAUUUAGAAGACCUUGAAAUAAUCAUCCAACUGAAGAAAAGGAAAAAAUACAGGAAAGCUAAAGUUCCUGCAGCAAAGGAACCGGAACCGGAAAUCAUUACAGAACCUGUGGAUGUGCCUAGCUUUCUAAAAGCUGCUUUGGAGAACAAACUGGCAGUAGUAGAGAAGUUCUUAUCAGACAAGAACAACCCAGAUGUCUGUGAUGAGUAUAAACGGACAGCUCUUCACAGAGCAUGCUUGGAAGGGCAUUUGGCAAUUGUCGAGAAGUUAAUGGAAGCUGGAGCCCAGAUUGAAUUCCGUGAUAUGCUUGAAUCUACUGCCAUCCACUGGGCAUGCCGUGGAGGAAACCUGGAGGUUUUAAAACUGUUGCUGAACAAAGGUGCAAAAAUCAGCGCCCGAGAUAAGUUGCUCAGCACAGCAUUGCACGUGGCAGUGCGCACAGGCCACUACGAUUGUGCAGAGCACCUCAUCGCCUGUGAAGCAGACCUGAACGCCAAAGACAGAGAGGGUGACACGCCCCUGCAUGAUGCUGUGAGACUGAACCGUUAUAAGAUGAUAAGACUCUUGAUUAUGUAUGGUGCGGACCUCGGCAUCAAGAACUGCGCUGGAAAGACCCCAAUGGAUCUAGUGUUAAACUGGCAAAAUGGAACCAAAGCAAUAUUUGACAGCCUCAAAGAGAACUCAUACAAGACCUCUCGCAUAGCUACAUUCUAAGAAAAUGAGACAAUCAGCAAUUGCUUAUUGGCACUUUGAAGGCAUGACCUGAAUGAAGGGCAACUUGCCAGAGUCCAACAUCUGUUCAUCAACCUGCUGUGAAGAUGCAAUCAACAAAGUUUCAAGGAAGCACGGGGUUAUAAGGUGUUUAAAUUUUCUUUAGCAAAACCCAAACUAUUUAUUUUAAUUUAUUCCACUUUAUUUAUUUACUUUGAUGAUACUGAUCUCCAGACCUUCAUGAACACCCAUUUGGUAAGCAAAGCACUUUCUGUAUACAGCAUUUCCCAAGCUUGAUAGUUCAACUGUGGGAAACGAGCGAUGUUCCGAGUGUCUAGUCAGGUGUCUCCUCACGCGUGUCAAGAUUUCUUCAAGGUGUUUUUAAAUGAAAAGGGUGACUGUUACAGCUCUCUUUUCUCCUGAACUUUUAAUGCUGAAGUUCAAAUGAUGAAGCAAUGAAAGGCAUGUAGCGACAGGAAGAGAACAAGACAAUGAAAGUAAUUCUGUGAGAACCACAGGAAAGCCAACCAUUUCCCCCUGAGGCCUGGUUUUGUUUUGUUGCCAAACGAUACAGAGUUCCAAGGUGAAGAGAAUGUGGUGGAUGUAAGUGCAGGGUAGGGAAGGG
Molecule: messenger RNA, 1804 nt
Organism: Ochotona curzoniae (black-lipped pika)
Lineage: Eukaryota; Metazoa; Chordata; Mammalia; Lagomorpha; Ochotonidae
Gene: ANKRD1
Product: ankyrin repeat domain 1
Exons: 9
Coding region: 40-1182 (380 amino acids)
Biological process (GO): regulation of transcription by RNA polymerase II
Cellular component (GO): nucleus
Molecular function (GO): RNA polymerase II-specific DNA-binding transcription factor binding
Source: RefSeq, a predicted model, not a curated record